UUGAUGUGGAUGACCAAGACUUUUGCAAUUUCCUUUGUGGUUUUUCAAGAGUUUGAAGGUACCUCAGAACAAACUGGAUGGAUGGAUCCCAUCAUGUCAUCUCUUCACUUUCUGCAGCAUAGUGGUCUCCUUAUUGCCAUUACUUCUGGGAUUACCUAUAAAGAAAAACUAUUCUUGGGGUUUUUUGUCGUUACUGGUGAAUAUCUGAUAAGCAGCUGCACUACAAGCAUCCCCUUUCUUUGUGUAACUCUGGGGUUUUUACCAGGAUUGAAUUAUAUUUUCUUGUACUAAAUACCUUCUGUGAUAACAUCCAUAUAUUUUUUUAGAAAACUGUUUUUGUUUGUUUGCUUGUUUUCUGCUGCUAUUAGUCUUUCUGGGGUCCUGUUCUUUUUCUACAUGUUUACCUGGUAUUUUCUCCUCAGUCAGUUAACAUAUGUCCUCCCUUCCUUUAACCUGAUUAUCUCUGGAUGGACUGCUGGUCAAAACUGGAUGAAGAAGUAUCAUAACAAGUCUUACCUCCUCCUUCUCUGCAGCAUCACUAAUCUGCUUGCUCCUUUAGCCACCACAUUUUCCCUACUUAUGACCUACUCCAUCUUCUUUGCCAUUUUCUCUGGAGGUUACCUGGAAUUACUUCCUGCACUGGUGAGCAGAAACAGAUAUAACAUUGUUAAAACAUUUAGCAAAACCAAAUAUCAGUAA
Molecule: messenger RNA, 699 nt
Organism: Chrysochloris asiatica (Cape golden mole)
Lineage: Eukaryota; Metazoa; Chordata; Mammalia; Afrosoricida; Chrysochloridae
Gene: SLC16A4
Product: solute carrier family 16, member 4
Source: RefSeq, a predicted model, not a curated record